This is a messenger RNA of Trichomonas vaginalis G3, 2649 nucleotides long. RefSeq lists its product as uncharacterized. Lineage: Eukaryota; Parabasalia; Trichomonadida; Trichomonadidae. Bases 1 to 2649 code for a protein of 882 amino acids. Gene Ontology annotation, cellular component: cytoplasm. The record is from RefSeq and is a predicted model, not a curated record. Gene Ontology annotation, molecular function: protein binding. The transcript has a single exon.
AUGAUUUCUUCAUUGAACAUUUCGGAUUUCACUGAAGAAGAAUCUUUUGAUGAAGAGAAUAUUGUUGAUAUUAGGGAGAGUGGAUUAAAAACAUUUCAAGAAAUAGACAAAUUUUGCAAAACAGAUGAAAUUCAAGUAUUGAAAGUAUCAAAUAACAAAAUUCCAACUCUAGAAAGGAAGUUUUUCCAAAAGUUUUCGACAAUUAAAUUCCUUGAUAUAUCCGGUAACUUGAUAUCUAAUAUUAACGGACUUGAUUUAUUACCAAAUUUGGUUUUACUCGAUAUUUCGAAGAAUCAAAUUACUUCUCUAAAUGGAAUAGACAGUAAUACAAAGCUUAGGCGUAUUUUGGCCUCAAAAAAUCAAAUUCAAGAAAUAAGACUUGAAAAUGUUAUGCCAUACCUUGUUGUUUUAGAUUUACAUAAGAAUUGUAUAGAGCAUUUAGAUUUUGGUCAUAACUUUCCAUCAUUGAAAGAACUUUACGUUGGAGAUUGUAAACUAAAAUCUCUUGAUGGAAUUAAUAAUUUCCCACUACUUAAACAUUUCCAAGGUUCUAAUAAUGAAAUUACGGUAGUUAAUCUGAUAAACCAUCCAAAUCUUGAAGAUAUUAACUUAGAAGGUUGUUUAAUUUCAUCUUUUCUCCCAUUUCAAGGAUGCCAAUCACUCAUACAUAUUAAUUUAUCAAAUAAUCCAAUUGAUGAAACAGGUUUUAACUCAAUAUAUCCAAUUAAAACAAUAAGGUCAAUCAAAUUAAACUUUUCUAAAAUAGCAAACGCAAACUUCAUUGCAAAACUAUUUCCUAAUAUUGAAGCUGUUGAUAUCUCUGGAUGUUGCAUUAAAGAUGCAAAUGGAUUUGCUGAUUUACUCACCAAAUCAAAGAAAUUAAGAUUAUUAGAUACGAGAUGGAACCCUGUUUGCAAAAAUCUAUAUGCUGAUGAAGAUCUUUCUAAAGGACAGAAGAUAUAUGAAUCAAAUGAACAGUAUGAUAAUGAGCAUCCAAUGAAAAAACAUCUUCGUCAUAUAUAUCGCAACAAAAUACUAUCAACAAAUGAAUCAUUAACUAUCCUUGAUGGUAUAAAAGUUGAUUCAAAUGUUCUUUACAGCGAGUCUUCUUAUUUUUAUGAAGAAGAAGAAAAAUCAGAAAAAAUAAUUAAUCAAAAAGUUGUCGAAAUCAAAGAAAAGGAAGAUGAAUCCGUUGAAAAACAAUAUGAAGAAGAGGAAUCCGAUAAAGAUGCUCAAAUAACUGAUAAUUUGGCAGAUGAUGAAGAAUCAUUAUCAAUUUCCUUGAUAGUUCCAACGUAUUCUACUGUUGGAACUCAAGCAGAAUCUCAUAGUUCUCAAACUAUUGUUGAAAAAACUCCAGAAAGUCCAAAGAAAUCUAAAUUAACGCAACAAGAAGCUGCUCCUUCAUUAGAAAUCGAAGCAAUUGAUGAUAAUACUAAAGAAGAGUUCAUUAAGAAGUUAAAAAUCCAAAAUGAACAUCUUGAAUCCGAAUUAAAUCAAUAUAAGAAAUUUAAUGAAGAAUUGCAAUCAAAAUUAGAUGCAAAGGUCGAUGUAAAAGAAGAAUUGCAGCAACUUAGAGAAUCAACAGAAAUAAAAGAAAAACAAAUCGGAAGUCAAAUUGAUUCAAUAGAAAGUUCUUAUAUUAAACCUCACAGACAGACACAAAAUACAGAUAAAUCUCAAACAUAUUCUAAGUUACUUGAUGCUCUUACACAACAAAAUGCAAUUCUUGUACAUGAAUUAAGGAAAAUGAGACAUAAAACAACGAAAAAGUAUCCAACAUACAAAGAAGUUGUUGAAAUUGUUGAUUUCCUACUUGGUGGAAACUCAAAAAUGAUUCAUCGGAUGAAAGAAAGAUCAAGAAAAAAGGAAGAAGAAUCAAAAUUGAUGAAAUUAGCAAAGAAACUUGAAGAACAAAAUGAAUUAAUGAGAUUUGCAAUCUCACAACAAAAAACUCAUGUUCAUCAUCAUAAUCAUAGCUAUAGAUUAAAUCCAAUUUCAGAAUCAUCUUAUCAAAGUCGAGAAUACGAAUAUGAUGUUCCUGAAGUUCCAAAGCAUAAAACAAAUCAACAAUAUGUUCUAAAAUCAUCUCAAAAAUCUAUUCCAAGUGAUUUUAAUCCUUCUAUUUAUGAAGCUGUUGGCGACAUCGAGAUUUGUGAAAGAAAAAUAUUUGGAAGUUUUAGACAACCUUUGGAUUCUCAAUAUCCUGUUUCAUUGGAUCCGAACUGCAAAGAAUCAAAACUUUUAUUAAUGUGGUCUCAGUUCGCCAUUAAUUAUUCGAUCAGCAAAGUUAAUGUGAUUAAAGCAGCAAAUACAGAGAAAUUUAUUGAAGCUGAAUAUAGAUCGAAGCAAUUGAAGCUUUUCUUAGUUCCUUGCGAAGAUCCUCCUUUGUUUUUCGAUGGAUUUUUCCCUAAAACAAUUGUUGCGUUUAGGAAAUUUAGAUCAAAGCCAAAGAUUUCAACGUUUUUGGUCAUUUGCUAUGAUGAUGAAGAAGCCAUAUUCUCUAAAAAGCCACCACAACCUUCAGACGAACCAAUAUUACGUCAAAGAAAGGUAAAAUCUGUUAAUUUUGUUAAUGGAGGCUGUGAUACUUUGUUAAUAUUGGAUACAAAGAAGAUAAUUCCUUUAUACUCAUUAACUGUUAAUUAA